This is a messenger RNA of Pyricularia oryzae 70-15, 321 nucleotides long. RefSeq lists its product as uncharacterized. The record is from RefSeq and is a predicted model, not a curated record. Lineage: Eukaryota; Fungi; Ascomycota; Sordariomycetes; Magnaporthales; Pyriculariaceae. The coding region runs from base 1 to 321 and encodes 106 amino acids. The transcript is spliced from 3 exons.
AUGGGCGGCAUGAGAUACAGUAUUUACCUACCUAGCAGGUACCUUACCUACCUGGCGAUCAACGAACCACUGAUGCCUGCGUCCAUCUUUGCCGGCCUGCUUGCCCAUGUUUCCAUCUUCGGAGUUUUGACAUAUAUAUACGACUAUGUUGCCCUGCAACAGAAUAGUAGAUUAGCCGUUUUAGCCUCCAUGAACGAAUAUUUUGAAGGAAAAGACCUCAUGUAUGCACCAGCCAUGCUAAGGGCAUGGGGCAAGUAUGGAACCUGCGAGUAUCACGUCUCUCCCGUUCAAGAACUAGAUAGUCUAGUAAGAACUCGAUAG